GCUCUCUCCAUCUUGCAUGCGCUUUCAUUGAUCACCACCCUUUUGACUUUAAUCAGUGAUCAAAGUAUCUCUCAAGAUAUCUUAUUGCACAGCGACAACGCCUAUCAAGCCGGCACGAUGGGCGCUCUUCUUUCUAUCCCGUUGCUGGUUGUGCCUAGCAUGGGAACCAUUUUUACUUUCGCGGCAAGCUGCUGUGGUGCGGCCACUUGUUCUGCAGUCUUCGGUGCCUGUGGAAAGUGCGGAAACAGCGUUGCCACUCGAAUUGCCUACGCCCUCAUCCUUCUCAUCAACUCCAUCCUAUCAUGGGUUAUGCUCACACCAUGGGCAAUCAAUAAGCUGCAACAUUUGACGUUGGAUUACAUGACAAUCAAGUGUCCAGAUGGUCCUUGCCAUGGAUGGGUUGCAGUGCACCGAAUCGGUUUCGCUUUGGGGCUCUUCCAUAUUAUAAUGGGUGUGCUCCUUCUCGGCGUUGAGACUUCGAAGAAUCCUCGGGCCAAUAUACAAAACGGGUUUUGGGGACCGAAGAUUCUCGCCUGGCUGGCCUUGAUCGUUCUGUCGUUCUUCAUUCCAGAGUCAUUCUUCUUUGUUUGGGGAAAGUACAUCUCAUUCGCUGGAGCGACUCUCUUCCUUCUCCUUGGCUUGAUUCUCUUGGUCGACCUUGCGCACACCUGGGCCGAGUACUGCCUUGCACAAAUUGAAGCAACUGACUCCCGCGCUUGGAGAGGCAUUCUUAUCGGCUCAACCCUUGGCAUGUACGCGGUUUCUGUUGCAAUGACGAUUGUCAUGUACAUCUUCUUUGCGAAAAGCGGUUGCUCGAUGAACCAAACAGCCAUCACGCUCAACUUAAUCUUCUUCUUGGUUGUCUCUUUCAUCUCCGUUCACCCAGCAAUCCAGGAAUACAACCCGAAAGCUGGUCUCGCCCAAUCAGCCAUGGUGGCAAUCUACUGCACCUACCUUACCAUGUCAGCUGUUUCCAUGGAGCCGGAUGACCGCCAAUGCAACCCUCUGAUUCGAGCACAAGGCACUCGAACCACUUCAAUCGUUAUUGGCGCAAUUGUCACAAUGUUGACAGUCGCCUACACUACAACCAGAGCGGCUACCCAAGGUGUUGCUCUCGGAGGAAAGGGCCACAUCAAACUCCCUGAUGAUGAUGAGCACAGUCUCGUCACUCAACAACCAGACAGCCGCCGUGAGAUGCGAGCUGCAGCCCUUCGUCAAGCCGUUGAUGAAGGAAGUCUCCCUGCCGAUGCCCUCUUGGACGACGACGACGACGAAAGUGACGGAGGAAACACUGCCAAGGACGACGAACGUACUUCAACACAAUACAACUACGCCCUCUUCCACCUCAUUUUCUUCCUGGCCACGACUUGGGUUGCUACGCUUCUUACGAUGCAGACCGAGGAUGCAACCAACAGCGACGAGUUUGCGCCGGUAGGAAGGACUUAUUGGGCAAGUUGGGUCAAGAUCAUUAGCGCAUGGGUUUGCUACGGUAUCUACACAUGGACCUUGGUUGCGCCGAUUGUCUUGCCUGAUCGAUUCGACUUUUCAUAAACGGAGCGAAGGCAAGACUGCUUGUUUUAUUAGCUGUUGUAUUAGAAUUCCUGCAUUUGUCUAUGCACCACGUUGCGUACUUUUCCGAAGAAAUGAAUACACUUUGAAGACAGUGCUUGUAGUAGAGAAAUCAAAGUCACUAGUGACUGAAUGAAACAGCUACCAGUCGAAC
Molecule: messenger RNA, 1723 nt
Organism: Hyaloscypha bicolor E
Lineage: Eukaryota; Fungi; Ascomycota; Leotiomycetes; Helotiales; Hyaloscyphaceae
Product: serine incorporator
Exons: 3
Coding region: 118-1551 (477 amino acids)
Cellular component (GO): membrane
Source: RefSeq, a predicted model, not a curated record